AUGCCUAAGACACCAGUCACGCAAAGAAGUCUGGUAGCCCGGAUGGCAGCAACUGAAGCACCAGCGCCGGCACCAGUAGCACCGUCAGCACCGCCGCCGCCGAUCCCAGCAGCUACCCCUGCUACACCCACCGACGGCAGCUCCCUCCUCUCAGCCAACACAGCAGACCCAAAGUCCGAAAUCCUGAACAAGCACACCAUCGCCUGGCUAGUGGUAAUAGUCGUCAUUGUCCUCGCCAGCCUGGUCAUCAUCAGCUGCCUCCUCUGCCGCUGCAAAAGACGCCGAAAGAAGCGCAUGAACGCCGCCGGACACAGCCAUCAUGCCAGCCUGGAAGUCACGGAUGGCCGGAACAUACACUCCGCUUGGAACAAGAACGCACCCCACAGACCGAUUGACAUGCUGGACCAGACGAGGGAUGGUGCAGUUGCGAUCAGUCUUAUGCCGUUGACGAAGGCUGCUGUGAGGCCGGCGGGGUACUCCAAGGAGGUCGUGCCUGGGGUUAGUGUGGUGGAGGAGGAGGAGGAUGAUGCUGUGAGUCAGCUGACCCCGGUGUAUGGGAGGAACAGAGGGGCCACUGGGAUGAGAAGGGAGGCGACGGGGAGCAGGUAUCAUUCGGUGUUGAGUAAUGCGUGGAAGCGGAUCAGUCAGAUAGGCAAGGCGUACUGA
Saxophila tyrrhenica is the source of this 666-nucleotide messenger RNA. RefSeq lists its product as uncharacterized. The record is from RefSeq and is a predicted model, not a curated record. Bases 1 to 666 code for a protein of 221 amino acids. The transcript has a single exon. NCBI's taxonomy places the organism in Eukaryota, Fungi, Ascomycota, Dothideomycetes, Mycosphaerellales, Extremaceae.